Molecule: messenger RNA, 2307 nt
Organism: Hippocampus comes (tiger tail seahorse)
Lineage: Eukaryota; Metazoa; Chordata; Actinopteri; Syngnathiformes; Syngnathidae
Gene: rbm12bb
Product: RNA binding motif protein 12Bb
Exons: 2
Coding region: 147-1970 (607 amino acids)
Molecular function (GO): RNA binding
Source: RefSeq, a predicted model, not a curated record
UUUUUUUUUUUGUGAGCGAAGAAGACGAACAACGGCUGCUGCAAAGACGCAAGCAAAUCUCGGCUGUGCCAAAUUUUGUUCGCAUUGUUGCGAAUACUUGCACAAGAGUCAUCUUGUCGCUUUUGUGCUGUUGUUUGUGCUUCAGUAUGGCAGUCGUCAUCCGUUUACAGGGAUUGAGGAUCACUGCCGGUUCUCAGGAUAUUCGCAAAUUCUUCACUGGACUCAAAAUUCCAGAUGGUGGUGUACACAUAAUAGGAGGCGAGCAGGAGGAAGCUUUCAUUAUUUUUGCUUCUGAUGAAGAUGCGAGAAGAGCGAUGACGCGCUCGGGGGGGCAAAUUAGGGGCGGGGCCGUGACUUUGCUGCUCAGUAGCAAAGCAGAGAUGCAGAGUGUAUUUGAGCAAAGUGCCAUAAAUGCAGAGAUGGAGCAAAAGAGAAAUGUUGAAGAUGACACAAGGCAUGCCCGAAGAUCUGUGGAGGCCGACACCAACAAGAGGUCAGCAAGUAGAGCGGACAUCAGUCCUCCACCACGCCAAAAGAGAUCCUCAAACUCAAAUGAAGACUCCCCGUGUGUUUUUCUCAAAGGACUGCCAUUCAGUGUGUCUGAAAGAGAGAUUUCUGAAUUUUUCAGUGGUUUGCGUAUCGUUGACCUCGUCCUGUUGAAAAACGCCACCGGAAAAAACAACGGGAUGGGUCUCGUGAGAUUUUCAAACGCUGCAGAAGUAUCGGAAGCCUUGAAAAGGGAUAGGGGAUACAUCGGUUCUAGGUAUGUGGAGAUUUGUCCGACGUCAGAAUACGACUGGCAUCGGUCAACUGCAAGGCAAUCCAUGAGAGCUAACCCGGGAGGCGCCCAGUUUGAAAGACGUGGAUCGCCUUCACAUGGUCAAAAGAAUUUCCAAUACCAUAUGAGGUCGCAGUCACCUGUUGGCCAUAGGGGGUCAUCGUCCAGUGAGGAGUACUGUGUUAUGGUGGAAAACCUCUCCUUUGCUGUGGAAACCGAGGACAUGAAAAGACUUUUUCACCACGCGAGACUGGAUGAUGACCAGAUCUUGUUCAUUAAUUUUGACGACCGCAAAAGUAGGUCUGCAUUUGUACUCUUUAAGACUCUUCGAGAGUAUCGUGAGGCAUCCGAGCAGGAGACAAAACCCUUUUUCAAUCGAUUGAUUCAUAUCCGGCCAAUCUCAAGAGAAAAAAUGAUAGCCAUCUUUGAGUCUCAGAAAAUGGAGGUUGGCCCUUCUGGAAACUCCAGAAGGAAUAAUGAGAGGCUUCCAUUUAACACCAUGGAUCAUUCUGACCCCGAGAAAUGCUUGCUUGUGCAAAAUCUGCCCUCAGACGUGCGUAAAGCGGAGGUCCUGGACAUCUUUGGGAUGAAUCUCUCGGAAGAUGACGUGCACUUGCUGCGUGACAAUACAGGUGCAGGGACUGGCAGGGCAUUGGUUCUCUUCCAUUCCGAGUCAACUGCCAUGAGGGCUCUCUCUCUCGACGGACAAAGGUUUCUCGGCGCAAAGAUUUCUCUCAAAUACAUUACACGUGCUCAGAUGCGGGAGUUGAUCGCCGGGCCACCGCGAAGAUUUACUGAGUACCAGGGUUCUGGUGACGGCGAGUACUCUGACUUCAGGAGCCCUCAUCCUGGUAAUAUGCCAAUGAAUACAGGCUAUAAGUCUUAUGGCGACUCAUUUGACAGGGGCAACGGGGCUCGUAGCGGUGGUGGUCCACCAAGACAAGAUUUUACCGAGCCCACAUGUGUAAAGCUAAUUAAUUUACCAUUCCAAAUAAAAGUAGAAGAAAUCUAUGAUUUUUGCCAUGGAUAUCGUAUUAUCCCGGGAUCCAUAUCAUUGCAGUAUGACAGAGGCGGCGCAUUUAAAGGUACCGCAACCGUGGUUUUUGAGACUCGACAGGAGGCAGUUAUAGCAGUGGAGGAACUCAGUGGGAGGCCAAUAGGUGCUCGAAAGAUUCAGCUACUGCUUCUUUGAAAGUGACUUUGGGAUUUUGAUGGCCAGAACGCUCAAGUGUUCUGGUUUGAAAUCCUCAAAUUUGAUAGUUUGAGGGAAGUUGUAGUUUUAUUUUGUCUUACGACAUUUGAUGUCCCCACCCUCUGUGUUUUAUUUUGUGGUAACUGGGUUUUUUAUUCAUUGUCUAUUUGAACGGCACUUAUGUCACUGAUGCGCAAUUUGCAUUUACAUUUUCAUCUUACAUAACAUUUGACUGCAUCCAGGGGAAGUCCCAUUAUGCUAUUGUUUACUGUACGUGGGAUAUACAAUUCAUCAACCGCUUAUUGUGAUGCCUAUUAAAAAGACUGCUUCUCAUUCA